Macadamia integrifolia is the source of this 1637-nucleotide messenger RNA. Its product is annotated as putative UPF0481 protein At3g02645. The transcript has 2 exons. Lineage: Eukaryota; Viridiplantae; Streptophyta; Magnoliopsida; Proteales; Proteaceae. The record is from RefSeq and is a predicted model, not a curated record. Bases 66 to 1307 code for a protein of 413 amino acids.
GUUUUAACCUUUGAGGCUUCCUUUACUUCCCUUACCAGCUACCAACACAAAGUGCACUGUACUCGAUGGCCAAUUCUGCUGCUACUUCUUCUAUAAAUAUAAGGGAAAAAGGAGAGGAUGGCCAGCAACUUAACAAGGAUGAAAUCAGGACAUUGAUGUCUGAUAUUGAGAAAGAAGUAGAAAAGGUCAGCUCCUUGGAAUCCAUUUAUGAUAUAUACCGAGUUCCCAGGAUGCUUCACAAGCUAAAGCCAGAAGCCUACACACCUCAGUCAGUCUCAAUUGGUCCUUUGCACUAUAAGGAUGAAAACUUACGGAUCAUGCACACACAUAAAUUGCGCUAUUUAAAUCGCCUUCUGAAUCGACCCUGGGGGAAAACAUUAGAUGUUUAUAUCAAAGCUGUGAGUAAUUUAGAAGAAAAAGCUCGCAAAUGUUAUUCAGAUACCAUAAUGGAGUUGGGAAAAGAUGAGUUUGUGAAGAUGAUGGUGAUAGAUGGUUGCUUUAUACUUGAGUUCCUCAAGAUCAGUAUAUUAGGGCAGAAGGAUCAUUUCAUAUCAAAUGGGCCAUGGAAUUGGGAAAUCACUACUGACUUGAUUAAGCUUGAAAAUCAGCUUCCCCUCUUUGUUCUUGACCAUUUAUUUGGCCUAAUCAUUGACCGUGAUGAAGUAAUUCCCCCAGACAAUACCUUGACUAGCAAUCACAUUAUCUAUGCUUGUCUCUUAGAAUGGAUGGCAAAAGGGCUCCAUGGCCUAACCCUUCAUAGUUUUGAAGAUAUAAAAUCACUACCAAUCCCAGAUGGUGGAGCAAAGCAUUUUGUUCAUCUUUUACAAUGUGCCCUCGUCCCAUCAUCUCCAACAACUAGGAGGAGACAUGGUGAAAAGUAUUUGCCACUUAAGUAUUGUACCUCGCAACUUAGGAGUGCUGGUGUCAAGUUCCAGAAGAAGGAUCCUUCUGACUCUCCAAAGACAUAUUUAUUUGACAUAGAGUUCGAUGUAAACGAGGGAGUAUUGACAAUCCCAACUAUCUUGAUCUGGGACGAGACGGAACUCAUCCUUAGAAACCUCAUUGCCUUUGAACAAGGUGAAACCUGCAUUGAGUAUUUCACAGCCUACACAGCCUUCAUGGAUGGCCUCAUUGACACUGCCAGGGACGUGGAGUUGCUAGAGCAGAAGGGAAUUAUUAUAAACAACAUUGGCAGCCGAGAAGAUGUGGUGACCUUAUUUAACAACCUUAACAAACAUGUUGUCCUUAGAGAACCUUAUUUCUCUGGUAUUGUCAAGGAUUUGGAAGAGUAUCACAAUAAAGAAUAGAACCAAAGGAAGGCAGGUUUGAUGCAGAACUAUUUCAACACGCCAUGGUCAUCAAUUUCAGUCGGUGCUGCUGCGUUACUCCUUCUCUUGACGAUAAUACAGACUGUUUUUCCAAUCUUACAGUUUUACCACUCAACCUGAAAAAUGAACAAGCUAGUCAUCAACAUCUGCAAUGGUAGCCCCAAGAAUUGAUCCAAGCCAGGGAGUGAUCUUGAAUCAAGGGUCUUAGGCUUAACUGGGCUAGGUUUAUAUGGCCCCAACCAAACCUUUAUUUAUGUUGAAACAAUAUUAAACAUGUAUUUUCAUAUUAAAAUUUUAAAGAUAGCUUAC